This is a messenger RNA of Magnolia sinica, 2581 nucleotides long. RefSeq names its product phenylalanine ammonia-lyase. Bases 302 to 2443 code for a protein of 713 amino acids. The record is from RefSeq and is a predicted model, not a curated record. Gene Ontology annotation, biological process: L-phenylalanine catabolic process. Lineage: Eukaryota; Viridiplantae; Streptophyta; Magnoliopsida; Magnoliales; Magnoliaceae. The transcript has 2 exons. Gene Ontology annotation, cellular component: cytoplasm. Gene Ontology annotation, molecular function: ammonia-lyase activity.
CAAACUCAGGAAAUUCAUUCAGUACCUGAAAUUUCCUCCCACUAAUAAAAUCUUCCAUUUGCAUUGCAUUCUCAGCUCCAAAACUCAAAUUCAUUUCUGGGUUUUUCUUUCUCUCCAAAAAGAAAAUCUCUCUCCUUCUUUUCAGAUUAACGACUUCCUUUCAAGAAAAGCAAUUUCUUUUUAUUUUUUGUCUUUUUUCUCCUCUGGGUCUUCUUAACUUUCUAUCAUUUUCUUUAAAUUCCUCUUCAAAAUCCUCAAACCAUCAGCUAGAGAUAUUCAUAUAAUUCCGAGUUUUUCCUAAAUGGAUUUCUCCCAAGUCCACGAAAAUGGCAACGGCACCGUCGCGGCCGAAAGCUUCUGCAUCAAAGACCCUUUGAAUUGGGUAGCAGCAGCUGAGGCGCUGAAAGGCAGCCACCUCGAUGAAGUGAAGAAGAUGGUCGAAGAGUUCCGUAAGCCGUCGAUCAAGCUCGGCGGAGCGACGCUCACGAUCUCUCAGGUGGCCUCCGUGGCCCACCAGGCCGGUGUGAAGGUCGAGCUGUCCGAGUCAGCAAGAGCUGGCGUGAAGGCGAGCAGUGAUUGGGUGAUGGAGAGCAUGAAUAAAGGCACAGACAGCUAUGGUGUCACUACUGGUUUUGGUGCAACUUCUCAUAGGAGAACAAAGCAAGGUGGUGCCCUUCAAAAGGAGCUAAUCAGAUUCCUCAAUGCCGGAAUUUUCACCCCCGGCCGAGAAUCCGGCAAUGUGUUGCCGUCGACCGCCACCCGAGCCGCCAUGCUGGUGAGGAUCAACACCCUCCUUCAAGGCUACUCCGGCAUCAGAUUCGAGAUCUUGGAAGCCAUCACAAGCUUCCUCAACCACCAGAUCACCCCAUGUUUGCCGCUGAGGGGAACAAUCACCGCCUCCGGCGAUCUAGUCCCUCUAUCCUACAUUGCCGGGAUCUUAACAGGCCGUCCCAAUUCCAAAGCGCUGACAGCUGACGGGAAAGAGACUGAUGCAGCAGAGGCAUUCCGUCUCGCCGGAAUCAACACCGGCUUCUUUGAAUUGCAGCCUAAAGAAGGCCUUGCAUUGGUGAAUGGAACCGCGGUGGGGUCCGGCCUAGCAUCGAUGGUAUUGUUCGAGACCAAUGUCCUCGCCCUCCUAUCGGAAGUCCUAUCGGCGAUCUUCUGUGAAGUGAUGCAAGGGAAGCCGGAGUUCACAGAUCAUCUGACCCACAAAUUGAAACAUCACCCAGGCCAGAUUGAAUCGGCAGCGAUCAUGGAAUACAUCUUGGAUGGAAGCUCGUACAUGAAGAUGGCCAAGAAGCUACAUGAGCUUGAUCCUCUCCAGAAGCCGAAACAGGAUCGCUACGCCCUCCGUACAUCGCCCCAAUGGCUGGGCCCACAGAUUGAAGUAAUCAGGACAUCCACACGGUCCAUCGAGCGAGAGAUUAACUCAGUCAAUGACAACCCUUUGAUCGACGUCUCCAGAAACAAGGCCUUGCAUGGGGGAAACUUCCAGGGGACACCGAUCGGGGUUUCCAUGGACAAUACCCGCCUGGCAAUCGCGUCUAUUGGGAAAUUGAUGUUCGCUCAAUUCUCUGAACUGGUGAAUGAUUUCUACAACAACGGACUGCCUUCCAACCUUUCCGGUGGGCGGAAUCCCAGUCUGGAUUAUGGGUUUAAAGGGGCUGAGAUUGCAAUGGCGGCUUACUGCUCUGAACUCCAAUUCCUUGCUAAUCCCGUUACUAAUCACGUUCAAAGCGCUGAGCAGCAUAACCAGGAUGUGAAUUCGUUGGGAUUGAUUUCGUCGAGGAAGACAGCUGAGGCCGUUGAGAUAUUGAAGCUGAUGUCGACCACUUACCUUGUUGGGCUCUGCCAAGCUAUCGAUUUGAGGCAUUUGGAGGAGAAUUUGAAGAAUACGGUCAAGAACACCGUGAGCCAGGUGGCUAAGAGGGUUCUAACCAUGGGUGCGAAUGGCGAGCUUCACCCAUCAAGGUUCUGUGAGAAGGACUUGAUUAAGGUUGUUGAUCGCGAGUACGUGUUCGCAUACAUUGACGAUCCGUGCAGCUCGACAUACCCUUUGAUGCAGAAGCUGAGGCAGGUUCUGGUGGACCAUGCGUUGAUUAACGGUGAGAAGGAGAAGGAUCCGGGCACUUCUAUCUUCCAAAAGAUUGGGGCUUUUGAGGAGGAGCUCAAGACCCAUUUGCCGAAAGAGGUUGAGAAUGCUAGGGCUGAGUACGAGAGUGGGAAUUCGGCGGUGCCGAACCGGAUCAAGGAGUGUAGGUCUUACCCUCUGUAUAAGUUUGUGAGGGAGGAGCUGAAGACAGAUCUUCUGACAGGCGAGAGAGUACGGUCACCGGGCGAGGAAUUUGAUAAGGUUUUCGCGGCUAUGUGUGAAGGGAAGAUGAUUGAUCCACUGCUGGAGUGUCUGAGAGAAUGGAAUGGUGAACCUCUUCCCAUCUGUUAGGAAUGUUUUUUGUGAGAGGUGUUUGUGCUGUUCUCUUUGGUUAUUGUUCUUCUUCAAUCCUUUUACUUCAUGUAUUUGUAUUUUGAUGAAAUUCUACGAUGCGUGGAGAUGGAGAAUGUGAUUUCAAGAUUUCAUGUA